Messenger RNA from Sphaeramia orbicularis (orbiculate cardinalfish), 2011 nucleotides. Its product is annotated as UTP--glucose-1-phosphate uridylyltransferase. Bases 192 to 1706 code for a protein of 504 amino acids. Gene Ontology annotation, molecular function: UTP:glucose-1-phosphate uridylyltransferase activity. Lineage: Eukaryota; Metazoa; Chordata; Actinopteri; Kurtiformes; Apogonidae. The record is from RefSeq and is a predicted model, not a curated record. Gene Ontology annotation, biological process: UDP-alpha-D-glucose metabolic process. The transcript has 10 exons.
UUCCUCUGAGCUGAGGAAGAGGAGGAGGUGGACUGUUCCCUGACAGCUGCUCACUGCUGGUUUAUUUUGGCAUCAUUUUAUCCCUUUAUUCAGCACAUGGACUCAUUGUGAAAUCUUCAACCAUAACCUGCUGCUGCUUCUGUCUUUUAAUUUUUGUUAGUUCCUAGUUUGUAGAAGCAGAAUUUGGUAAAAUGUCACUGACUGUUGCUGAUCUGACCAGAGGAGCCAUGACAGAGUUCCAGGAGAAGCUCCGUCAGCAGCAUGAGGAGUCCAUGCACCGCGAGCUGGAGGCGCUGCUCACCACCGCCAACAAGGCCGAAGCUGAGAUCACCAGAAAAGACUUCGAUGGCUUCAAGAAGCUCUUCCACAGAUUCCUCCAGGUCAAAGGUCCUGCGAUCGACUGGGCAAAGAUCAACCGGCCGCCUGAGGAUUUGAUUCAGCCCUAUGAGAAGAUCAAGGCUAAAGGUCUUCCUGAAAACAUCGCCACCAGCCUCAAUAAGCUCGCUGUGGUCAAACUGAAUGGUGGUCUGGGAACCAGUAUGGGCUGCAAAGGCCCCAAGAGUCUGAUCAGCGUCCGCAAUGAGAACACCUUCCUGGACCUGACCGUCCAGCAGAUAGAGCAUCUGAACAAAACGUUUAAUGCUGAUGUGCCGCUCGUCCUCAUGAACUCCUUCAACACAGACGAAGACACAAAGAAGAUCCUGCAGAAAUACAAACACCACCGUGUCAACAUCCACACCUUCAACCAGAGCAGGUACCCAAGGAUCAAUAAGGAAUCAUUGCUGCCGAUAGCAAAGAACAUGGGGAUGAGCGGAGAGAAUGGCGAGGCCUGGUACCCUCCGGGUCACGGAGACAUCUACGCCAGCUUCCAAAACUCAGGCCUGCUGGACAAGCUGAUCGCAGAAGGGAAGGAGUACAUCUUUGUGUCUAAUAUCGACAAUCUGGGCGCCACCGUCGACCUGUUCAUCCUCCACCACCUGAUGAGUCAGCCGGCUGACAAACGCUGCGAGUUCAUCAUGGAGGUCACCGACAAGACCAGGGCCGACGUCAAGGGUGGUACUCUGAUCCAGUACGAGGACCACCUGAGGCUGCUGGAGAUCGCUCAGGUUCCGAAGGCCCAUGUUGACGAGUUCAAGUCUGUCACCAAGUUCAAGAUCUUCAACACCAACAACUUGUGGAUCUCCCUGCCCGCCAUCAAGAGGCUGCACGAGAAGAACUCCAUGGACUUGGAGAUCAUCGUCAACCCCAAGACGUUGGACGGCGGUCUGAACGUCAUCCAGCUGGAGACAGCCGUGGGCGCCGCCAUCAAGAGCUUUGACAAUGCAAUGGGGGUGAACGUUCCCCGCAGCCGCUUCCUGCCCGUGAAGACGACGUCGGACCUGCUGCUGGUCAUGUCCAACCUGUACAGCCUGGACGCCGGCUCGCUCACCAUGAGCCAGAAGAGAGAGUUCCGCACAACGCCGCACGUUAAGCUGGGCAGCUCCUUCACCAAGGUUCAGGAGUAUCUGACCAGGUUUGAGAACAUACCAGACAUGCUGGAACUCGACCACCUCACUGUGUCCGGAGACGUCACCUUUGGAAAGAGCGUGUCUCUGAAGGGAACCGUCAUCAUCAUAGCCAAUCACGGCGACCGGAUCGAUAUUCCUGCCGGAGCGAUGCUGGAGAACAAAAUAGUUUCAGGAAACCUUCGGAUCCUCGACCACUGAGGCAUUCUGGGAAGAAACAAAGAACCCCAAACCAAAGCCAUUUGCACUGUGGAAGAGGCUUGUCUUUUCCCUCUCCGCUGAUGAACGGCAGGGCUGUUACAGACACAGAAUGUUUGAUUGGGUCACAUUCACAUGUACCUUAAGUUUUAAAGGGUCAGAGGUCAUUGUCCAUCUUCUUCCUGCUGUACCACACUGUCACUCAUUUCAUGAUGCAAAUGAACGUUUUCAGGAGGAAACUCAGUUACUGCAAAUAAACUGCAGUCGUCUUUGCUGAUGUCAAUAAAAGAAGUGCAGUAUGGGUAAAA